AUGCUGCAGGAGAAGAUCAGUAGUCUAGAAGCCUGGAGAACUCAGGCUGAAAGUCUUCAUCAGCAGGUGGUUGCUGAAAUAUCAGACAAGCUCCAAGAAAGUAUCAAAGAGUUAGCAGCAGUUAAAGAUUUGCUAGAAAGUAAAGAAGAUAUCGUAGGAGCCUUGGAGAAAGAGCUCACACAUGUACAGAAUGGAAGAUCUGACAUGGAGGCCUCACUGAACUCUAACAGAUUGGAACUUGAACAGUCUAUUAUACAGGCUGAUGCAUUAGAAAAGAAAUGUUCAAUUCUAACAGAAGAGUUAGAAGCAGCUCAAAGCAGGCUCUCUGAGGCUGAAAAAUCUAUUAACUUACUCAAUGAGAACAUGUACCAGUUGAAAAUCAGGCUGCAUGAGGUUGAAGAGCUAAAGAAAUCAAAUGAGGAAUCCUCAGACAGAGAAUUAGAAAAAUUGCAGAUACAAAUUAGUGAAUACGUGAAAGAUUUAUAUGAAACAAAGUCUAAUGUCUCAGAGCUUGAGAGUAACAACAGUGAUCUGAGGGCUAAACUUUCUGACACCCAGACAAAACUUGAAGAGGUGAGUGCUGAGCAUGACAAGGAGGCUGCAGUGCUCAAGUCACAGUUGGAGAUGUUACAGAUGGAUGUAGAAGAUAAGGAUGAUUUGAUUGAAAAUCUCAAAGUAAACAUUUCUAAUUUAGAGAUGCAAGUUGCAAAUCUGAAUCAGGAACACAAACAUAAUGAAGAGAAGUCACAAUCUAGACAAACUGAGUUUGUGGAGCUCAAGAGAUCUCUUGAAACAUUUCAGCAAAAUUUGGCUGAAAGUAUACAAGAAAAGGAAAACUUAAUGGACAGG
Molecule: messenger RNA, 849 nt
Organism: Lymnaea stagnalis (great pond snail)
Lineage: Eukaryota; Metazoa; Mollusca; Gastropoda; Lymnaeidae
Source: the annotation of a GenBank genome assembly